Messenger RNA from Pygoscelis adeliae (Adelie penguin), 633 nucleotides. RefSeq names its product chromosome unknown open reading frame, human C1orf50. Lineage: Eukaryota; Metazoa; Chordata; Aves; Sphenisciformes; Spheniscidae. The record is from RefSeq and is a predicted model, not a curated record. The transcript is spliced from 3 exons. Bases 1 to 465 code for a protein of 154 amino acids.
AUGGCAAGGUCCGAAGGGCCGUGGCUCGUCCCCGUCCUGACCAAACCUCGUUCUUCCUCGCAGGCGGAUGAUUUCAUCCGAGCAAACGCCUGCAAUAAAUUGACCGCCAUCGCCGAGCAGAUCCGGUACUUGCAGGAGCAGGCUCGGAAGGUCUUGGAUGAAGCUAACAGAGAUGCUGAUCUGCACCACGUGGCCUGCAACCUCGUGAAGAAGCCAGGAAACAUCUACUACAUGUACAGGCGGGAGAGUGGCCAGCGAUACUUCUCCAUCCUGUCUCCCAAGGAAUGGGGGACCAGUCCCCAUGAAUUUCUUGGUGCCUAUAAGCUCCAGCAUGACAUGUCCUGGACUCCGUUUGAGGACAUUGAGAAACGAGAUGCUGAAAUAAACGUCCUGGAUAAGCUGCUGAGCCGGCAGGCAGCGCUGCCCCCGUGUACAGAGCCCAACUUCCAGGGCCUCACCAAGUGACACAAGUGACCAUACGGGACCCCCUGCGCAGAGUCCCUGUGCGAGGACACGCAGUGCCUGCGUGCUGCCAAAGGCAGAGCAAGGAAAGAGACCAAGAAGCAAAAAUGCUGAUGCUGCCAGUACUUGCUCUGUGCUUUAACGACACUAAUUCUGCAUUCAGUCUUACUG